This is a messenger RNA of Monosiga brevicollis MX1, 312 nucleotides long. RefSeq lists its product as uncharacterized. The record is from RefSeq and is a predicted model, not a curated record. Lineage: Eukaryota; Choanoflagellata; Craspedida; Salpingoecidae. The transcript has a single exon. The coding region runs from base 1 to 312 and encodes 103 amino acids.
AUGAUCCAGCACAACGAGGUCACUGUGCUUUGGUGUCAGAGGGACACCGAGAAAAUGCGGCUUCAUCGUUUUCUGCUCCAGCUCUGGCCCUCAAAGCUACAUGUGCACACGUGUGCGUGUGUGUGUGUGUGUGUGUGUGUGUGUGUGUGUGUGUGUGUGUGUGUGUGUGUGUGUGUGUGUGUGUGUGUGUGUGUGUGUGUGUGUGUGUGUGUGUGUGUGUGUGUGUGUGUGUGUGUGUGUGUGUGUGUGUGUGUGUGUGUGUGUGUGUGUGUGUGUGUGUGUGUGUGUGUGUGUGUGUGUGUGUGUGUGUGA